Scutellospora calospora is the source of this 237-nucleotide messenger RNA. Lineage: Eukaryota; Fungi; Glomeromycota; Glomeromycetes; Diversisporales; Gigasporaceae. The record is from the annotation of a GenBank genome assembly.
AAAUAUUAAAAAUAAUUAUUAUUCUUCUAAAAAUAAAGAACUUAUGUAUGAAUUACUCGAAGCUAAUACAUUUAAACGUGUUGAUGAAAUAUUUGAUGAAUUAAAAGCAUCUGAUAAAUUAAAUAUUAAUAGUAAUUAUACAAAUAAAGCACCUGAUAAUACAAAUAUAGCAGAAGCAAGUCAUACUAAUAUAAACUGUGAUGGUAAAGCUCUUUCUUUAGAAAAUGCAAUUCUUAA